Molecule: messenger RNA, 6255 nt
Organism: Hypanus sabinus (Atlantic stingray)
Lineage: Eukaryota; Metazoa; Chordata; Chondrichthyes; Myliobatiformes; Dasyatidae
Gene: fbln5
Product: fibulin 5
Exons: 11
Coding region: 249-1622 (457 amino acids)
Molecular function (GO): calcium ion binding
Source: RefSeq, a predicted model, not a curated record
UCGGACGAAGCCAAGUGCCGCUUACUCCAGAACUAGUACCUCCGAGAUCUGGGGGGCAAAAACUGUGAGGAGUGGGAGGGGGGUUCCAUCUGCUUUCCUCAAGUUCAGAUCCAGCCGCUGCGCAAAGCUCACAGGGGCUCGUUAAAAGGAAAAAAGGGAAAUAUAAGCUGUUCGUCCAAGCCACAUCAGUUCUUGGGAUUUUGAUUUUACUUUUCAGGAAUAUUCAACAGUUGGAACAGAAGAUCAGAAUGUUGGCUGCAUUGGCACUGACAGUGCUGUGGAUCAGAGCAGGGCUGGCACAGGAGAUGGAUUCAGCUGUUUCAAUUACGCGGUGUUCUGAUGGCUAUCGACUGGACCGCUCAUCGGGACAAUGCAGAGAUAUUAAUGAGUGCCAAACCAUCCCAGAUGCCUGCAAAGGGGACAUGAGGUGCAUUAAUCACAAUGGUGGAUACCUGUGCCUGCCAAGGACUGCUGCACUCGUUUUGGCAAAUGGACCAUCCAAUCCAUCUUACCCCAUGUCUUCACAAUCAAGGUACUCAGAAACACAAAGUUCAUCGGUCUACCAGCCGGCCUCCAUUCCCAGAUAUCCUGCCCGAGCUAGAUCUCUGAUCUGUCGUUUUGGUUACACUGUGGAUGAAAACAACAACUGUGUGGAUAUUGAUGAAUGCACGGCAAGAACUCACCAAUGUAAUCCCUCGCAGAUCUGCAUUAACACAGAGGGAGGCUACAGCUGUUCCUGCACAGAAGGUUACUGGUUAGUUGACGGGCAGUGUAUGGACAUCGACGAGUGUCGGCAUGGAUACUGUCAGCAACUGUGCGCCAACAUUGCCGGCUCCUACUCCUGCCAGUGUAAUUCCGGCUUCCUCCUCAACCCUGAUGGGAGAUCAUGCCAAGAUGUGGAUGAGUGUGCUGGAGAAAAUCCCUGUGGACAACAAUGCAUCAACACCUACGGUUCCUUCCUCUGUCGCUGUGAUACUGGGUAUGAACUAAAUUCGGAGGGAAUGGGCUGUGAUGAUAUCAAUGAGUGCAGCUUCUCGGAGUUCCUCUGCCAGCAUCAGUGUGUGAACGAGCCAGGCGACUACUACUGCAUCUGCCCCCAAGGCUACACCAUGUUUAGCGACAACAGGAGCUGCCAAGAUAUCGAUGAGUGUGAGACGGGUAACCACACUUGCCAAGAAGAACAGAUCUGCUUCAACAUUCCAGGGACGUACAAGUGCCUGGACCCAGUGCGUUGCCAGGAUCCCUACAUACAGUUGAAUGAAAACCGCUGCAUGUGCCAUGGAGACAACCCUGGAUGCACAGAUCAGCCAUUCACCAUUCUGUACAAAUACAUGGACAUUGUGUCGGGAAGGAGCGUCCCCUCAGAUGUCUUCCAGAUGCAGGCCACAGCCCGCUAUCCUGGAGCAUACUACAUCUUCCAGAUCAAAUCCGGGAAUGAAGGCAGAGAGUUCUACAUGAGGCAAACUGGGCCCGUCAGUGCUACAGUGGUGAUGACCCGUCCAAUUCGAGGGCCUCGGGACAUUGUGUUGGACCUGGAGAUGGUCACCGUGAACACCGUCAUCAACUUUCGCGGGAGUUCAGUGAUCAGACUGACAAUCUUUAUAUCUGAAUACACGUUUUAAAGCCGUUGGGUUUCCCGGGGCGAGAGGUUCUACAUCUAUGUUUUAGUGAGUGAAUGUGUCACUGUUGUUGCUAAGGCAGAAAGCUGCUUUUGAUAAUACAUUGUAACUGUAUAAAUUCUUAAUUCUGUCUGCUUUUCUCCCCUGGCUGGGUCAGAGUUAUUGUACAACUACCCAUGAAUAGAAAUGCAAUGCCUUCAAGCUGCAGUAUAUUCAGGAAGGCAUUGUGAUGUCCUUAGCCUUUGUUUAUCCAUUAGGACAUAAGACAUAGGAGCAGGAUUAGGUCAUCGGCCCAGUGAGUCUGCUCCAACAUUUGAUUGUGGCUGAUUUAUCUGCCCUCUCAUCCCCAUUCUCCUGCCUUCCCCCAUGACUCUUGGCGCCCUUAUGUCAAUCAAGGAUGACAACAGUGUAUAAAAGGCUAGAGAGAAUUGUCAAGAGCAGUUUCUAUAAUAUAUACGUAAUUGAAUUUUGUGAAAUAGUUGGCAUAGUUAAGGCUAAUUUUGUGAUCCAUCAGUCACCACUGUCAUUACCCUCUCUGUGACUGCUGCAGUUCCAAAAACAAAAGAGCAAAUCUCAAUAGGAUUAGUUAGGUAAUCCCAGGACUUCGCCCUAGUAGAAAUGAACUAAACAAAUAUCUAAUACUCUGCAACUUGGCAGACAACAAUCUCAUGACAUUGACACCCUUAUCCUUGUUAGUUGUAAAUGUUGUAAGGCUGAGAUGUGCCCUUAAGGGUCCGAGUCCAAAUCUUUGGACUGAGAAGAACACAAAAUCAUUACUUAGCUUUUGUGACAGGUGAUAUCCUCAAUAUUGGUGUCUGCACAACACUGAACAACCUCCACACCCACACCUACAUGCUUAAUCAUUAGUUACACCCUUCAGGUUGAAUAGAGUUUUGAUAAAUUGUGAACUUUGUUGUAUAUAGAAGAAUUAUGGUUUGACAAGCAGCCCACUAUAGUGUGUUAUACUCUGAGAUCAUUGCAAGCAUUAUAACAGGGUUCACCCAUUAUUAAGGACAUUGUAGUUCGAAGAAGACAGUGCAAAGUCCCAGGGGAGAAUUUUUUCCUCAUCUUGUAUUUCUAAUCCGCAGUACAUUUUGUGAAGGAGAAGUGGAAGCAGAGCUAACAAAUAUUAAAUCAAAAAGAAAGUAUUUUCUACGCUGGAGGAGAAAGAGGAAGGGCUUGCUCCUUUGGUCACCCAGAACAGUCACAGAGUUCAUGAACAAGAAGCUGGAAAUCCAGAGUGACACACACAAUACAGGAGGAAUUCCACACGCCAGGCAGCAUCUAUGGAAUUAAAUAAAGAGUCAGUGUUUCGGACUGAGGCCUGAAGAAAUGUUAACUCUUUAUUCCUUUCCAUAGAAGCCGCUUGACCUACUGAGCCACAAUGUUCUACAGUGUAGAGGGAGGAUGAAUCAAUAUCUACCCCAAGAUCAGUUACUGAGUAACACGAAGAUUCAUGUGUUUGUCCUGCAGCUCAAAACUCUGGAAUCUGAUAUCUGCAGUUAAUUAAAUGCCCAAUGCAAUGAUGUCAGGCAUAAUAUCACAAAAGGAUUCAGAUGCCUCAGUCACCGUGAGACGUUGACCAUCUCAUCUGCACUCUUUGCCUUCAGAUAUUUUCCUUUUGUUCAAAGCAACGGGUAUCUAUAUUAAUCACAGAAACCUGGAGCCACCCUGUAAAAUCCUAAACAAGCACGGUGACUCAUAAAGAGCUUAAUGGCAAACUAUUAUUUUACCACCCACUUUACACGUUGCCUCAGGCAAUAACAAGUGGCCUAGAUUCUGCAGCAGAUAAAACACUGAAGACAUUGAACAAAGUUGGUUAACGCAAAUGGAUAAUUACCUCCCCUUGGCAAAUUUAAUUUCACCCAACUAACAAUAAAUCCUUACUGUCUCAAGUGUGUCACCGCUUUGUAAAGCAGACUUUUCUAUAGUUCUUCCUAGCAUCUGAUAUCUUCCUAACUUGGUUCUAACUUGGUUCUUGGUGAUGUUAUAACAACAACAAUAACUUGACCUAAUGUCCCACCUCUAAUGUAGUGAAAUGUUCCAGAACGCAGAACAGAAUUAUUGCCAAAUGAAAUUAUUUGACAGAGAAAUGAGGGCUGAUAGCGAAAGGCUCGAUCAAAGAGAUAGCUUGAUCAGACCUUUUAAAGGAGCUGAGCGAGGCAAGUAGUUAGAGGACCUUAAAACCCUUUAAAGUUCAAAGUAAAUUUAUCAUAUGUCACCGAAUACUGCCUUCAAAUUUGAUUUCAUGAAGAUGUUUACAGGAAAAUGAAGAAAUACAAUUGAAUUUAUGAACAACUAUAAAUAACAAAGACUGACAAACAACCAUUGUGCAAAAGAAGACGGAUUGUUCAAGUAAUAAAAAAGAAGUAAAAUAUAAUACUGAGUUGUAGAGUCCUUGCAAGUGAGUCCACAGGUUGUGGAGUCAGUCAAGUUAUCUAUGCUGGAUCAGGACCCUGGUGGUUGAAGGGUAAAAACAGUUCCUGAACCUGAUGGUGUAGGACCUACCUCCUGCCUGAUCAUGGUGAUGAGAAGAGAGCUUAGCCUUGGCUGCUGUUCCCACUGGUUGGAGUUGAAAUCAGAUCCAGAUUCUCAGAACUAGAAGGUUUAUGUGAGUGUAAGAAGUUAAGAGCGAUGAGGGAUUGAUAGUAGAGAAUGAACUGGUAGUAAGACAACAUGACUAUAUGACAUAGGAGCAGAAUUAGGCCAUUCAGUCCAUUGAGUCUACUCCACCAUAGCAUCAUGGCUGAUUUAUUACCCCUCUCAUCUCCAUUUUCCUGCCUUCUCUACAUAACCUUUGAUGCCCUGAUUAAUCAAGAACCUAUCAACCUCUGCUUUAAAUAUGCCCAAUGACUUGGCCGCCAAGCUGUCCAUGGCAAGCACUGUGUAGUGUGUGCAUGGGUCCUGGAGGUACCAAACAUAGAGGUUUGGAGGAACCCAAGUUUAUGUAGGAUGGUAUUCCAGCAGGAUAUCAGAAUAAUCACAUCUUUAGGUAACAAAGCCAUAGAUACGAGAACCCAGAAACCAUUUGAACUGGGACACCAAUAGGAUUAGUAAUGUUAUGGAGAGAGGUGGACUUACAAAGAUGGGCCAAAUGGCCUAAUUCUACUCCUAUAUCUUAUGGUCUUAUCACAGCUCUCAAACCCUCCCAGUGGUGCAACCAGUCUAAGUCAGCAUCAUUCUGGAUGGCCAGGGAGCUGAAUGUAUAGCAGGACCAAAGACAAUGGCUGCCAACUUCACCAUAUUUAUUUGUUGUGUAUUUCUGCUUAACAAAUCUGAGGCAGUGCAGUAGCCUACAGAGGUGUUGGACAGAAAGAACUAAGAGUCAGCAGGGGAGACGUGAAUGUGUCCUUGAAUGAUAUCGGCAAACAUUAGAAUACAGAUGAUAAUCAGAAAGCCCAAAGGGUGGAUCCAUGGAAGAGUUGAGAGCUCCACUCCAGCGUAGUAGUUACCAUGACGCUAUUACAGCUUGGGGUGUUGGACUUUGGAGUUCAAUUCCGAUGGUGUCUUUAAAGAGGUUGUAUGCCCUCCCCGUGGAAUGGGUGGGUUUCCUCCGGGUGCUCUGGUUUCCUCCCGCAGUCCAAAGAUACACCGUUAGCAGGUUAAUCGGUCAUUGUCAAUUAGGCUGGGGUUAACUAAGAGGGCUGCUGAGCGGUGCAGCUUGCUGGGCCUGUUCUACGUGGUGUCUCUUAAAUAAAUAAAAUAAAAUAGACAAUUUGAAGGUAACGACAAAGGAAUGAGCAGGGAAUUCUUCAUGGGCAUUGCCCAGGCUACCACUGUGAGCCAACAGACUUGGAAGGAUAGGUUACCACCGACACAGAUCGUAAUGGGAACCAUUCACGAUUCUGAUAAGCCAGUUCAAUGCUGUGACAAGGCCAGGUCCUUUCACCUCUCUCUCUCCCUUCCUUUACAAUGAUCAGGAUCCAGAAAGUCAUUGUUAAUAAGAAAACAGCCUAAAAUAUGUAAUAGUAGUAUUUAAUGUGAUUUUUAAAUUUAUAAAACUGUUUAUAUUAUACAAAAAUUGACUGAAAUAUCUUUCUUAUAUGAUGGCAUUUAUAAUUUAUUAAUUUAUUUAGCAAUGUAGUGUGGAGUAUGUCCUUCCAGACCUUCAACGCUCGCUUCCCCAGCAAACCUUUUCCCUUUUCUUUUGCCUGUUAUACUGCUAGCAGAGGACAGCAAUGGAGGUUCUCUGUCUCUGGUGUGUUAAGGCUUUCUUCACCAUGCCAGUGGUUUCCUCUCAGUAUUUACCACUGUCAGUCAUACAAGUCACAGGUGAAGGCUCAGGAAUACCACUGGACUCAGACGAAGAAGGAUUUUUCAUUGCCGUUUCCAUAGCAAUUUUGUUUUACUAGUCAGGAUUGAUAGCCCUGAUCUGAACCCCCCCAAGACCUGGAGGACCGGUGACCACCCUCAGUCUGGCCUCUACCCUUUGACCUGUUUGGCAUGAGUGACCCUACCGAGAGCCAAAGCAUAAAGUCCUGACUUUAUGUAGGCUCCAGCUAAUAUAGCUCUGCAGGUCAUUAAGACUCCAAGAUUGUAGUCCACUUGGAGGCCCACACAACCCGACAAGCCUGAUUAACACUAACCUAAUCACAGGACCAAUUAACCUACCCGGUAGAUCUUUGGUCUGUUGGAG